This is a messenger RNA of Scophthalmus maximus (turbot), 2129 nucleotides long. RefSeq names its product inhibitor of growth family, member 5a (gene ing5a). Gene Ontology annotation, biological process: positive regulation of apoptotic signaling pathway; positive regulation of DNA-templated transcription. Lineage: Eukaryota; Metazoa; Chordata; Actinopteri; Pleuronectiformes; Scophthalmidae. The transcript is spliced from 8 exons. Gene Ontology annotation, molecular function: chromatin binding. Gene Ontology annotation, cellular component: nucleus. The coding region runs from base 282 to 1007 and encodes 241 amino acids. The record is from RefSeq and is a predicted model, not a curated record.
GCUGGAGACACUAGUAUCCGCUGCGCAUGCGAGUCACUAGCUCACAGAGUUGUAUCCUGUACGUGUUGUCAAGUGCACGUGUGCUGGAGGGAAACGGGUUCCGUCAGUUUACAGUAGUGGUCACCGCUCGGUCCCCACCCCGAAGACGCCUGCAGCCAGACUCGAGUACCUCAAACCCACUGACCGACGGGCGAACCGGGGUUACAAAACAAGCCCCACCGCUCCCCGGCCAACAGUUUGAGAGCUAACCAGAGCCUCAGGGGCUAAACAGCUAACUUGAAAUGGCGACGGCAAUAUACUUGGAACAUUAUCUUGACAGUAUUGAAAACUUACCAUGUGAGCUACAGAGAAAUUUCACUUUAAUGCGGGACCUGGACAAUAGGACUGAAGAAAAGAAAGGCGAGAUUGACAAACUGGCUGAAGAGUACAUAGCAAAUGUGAAGAACUUGGCAUCGGAACAGAGAGUGGAACAUCUGCAGAAGAUCCAAAAUGCCUACAGCAAGUGCAAAGAGUUCAGCGAUGACAAAGUCCAGCUUGCAAUGCAGACCUAUGAAAUGGUGGACAAACAUAUCCGCAGACUGGAUGCAGAUCUGGCGCGGUUUGAGAACGAGCUAAAGGAAAAGCUGGAAGUGAGCGGCUAUGAAAGUACAGAAGGAAGAGCCCUGAAAAAGGGUGAUUCACGUGGACUCCGAGAAAAACGUCCAUCCAGAGGAAGAGGAAGGAAAGCUUCUGAUGAAGAGUCUCCCAGAAAGAAAAAGAUGAAGAACAGCCCAGACUUGAGUGACGCUCUCCUGCCUGUGCAGCCUUCAGACGUUUUGGACAUGCCAGUAGAUCCCAAUGAGCCAACAUACUGCCUGUGCCAUCAGGUGUCAUAUGGGGAGAUGAUUGGAUGUGAUAACCCAGAUUGUCCAAUUGAGUGGUUUCACUUUGCUUGUGUUGAUCUCGCCACAAAACCCAAAGGAAAAUGGUUUUGUCCAAGAUGCACCCAAGACAAGAAGAAAAAAUGAGAUUUUUAUGUUUAGAAAUACUUAAAUAAUAUACGUAUUUUUGUUGUAGUUUAAUAGUGUAAUAUAUAUGUAUUUCACUUCCUAUCACUCUCCAUAGAAGUGGUGAGUCAAACAGAUUUUUUAAAGGCCUAAUCCGGAUUUGGAGUAUAGCUGUCCUCAUGGCAACACUAUACCUCCCUCUACUGACUUCACUUUGUUUAUUCUAUCGGAUUUUAAGAUGAUACUUUUUUUCCAUUAGCUAUCAAAUAAUGAAUUAAUCUACAGUAUAUAUUAUUUGUGUACUCUGAGUUAAUCGGUCUGGGUAGUGUAGUUUAAAUCGCUCAAAUUAUUGCCAAUCAAAGAUGUUUUUCUCAAGUCAUUUAUAUAGAUAGUGUCAUUACUAACAUGCUCAGAAAUCCUGGAUUGUGGCUUUAGUAUACUUGAAAUAUCGAUUUUAUAAAGAACUAUUUUUAAAGAAAUUAAAAGCCUGCUGAGAAUAUAGUUUUAAAUGCCUAAAUCCACUCAAAUAAUGGUGGUAAAAGGAAACAUGUGUCCGAUUUUCAGUUACUACCUCCUUAGGGAAAACAUCAGUACCACACAAAUGACUGCAAUUCAUACUGAUGUAAGAAAUUGUGUUUUGAUUAGCUUAAACCAAACAAGCAAAGCAAUGUAAAUGAAUUCCUCAGUGAUUUUCAAAAAAAGAAAACCUGCGACAUUUUUGAAUGUAUUGUGGUACUAAUGGUCAGUCAGUGUCUUUUUGUCAACUGAAUGAGGUAUUUAAGCACUUUGGAUGAAAAUUUCCCCUGAAGAGGUUUGAGACUGCAGGCUUCGUUUCUCAUCUAAAACUUGGCCUUUGUACAUGUUCAACCCAUAUAUGGAAAUAUAUACAUAUACUUAUAUAUAUUUUGUAUGAAAUUAUGAAACUAUUUUGUGGAAGCAGUUUUUUUCUCUCCCAAAGAUAUAUUUGUUGUAUUGCUUAUUGGUGAACACUCAAAUUUUAUUUAAUAGGAUUUUAGCAUCUUCUGUCAUAUUCAACUGUGAAUAUCCCUCAUUUAGGUGUAAGACACAAAUAAAAGAGCCAAAGUAUUUGUAUUUUGUAAAAUUCAGUAUUUUAUACCAAAUAAAUAUUCACUAUUAUUCGUA